Molecule: messenger RNA, 3162 nt
Organism: Xiphophorus maculatus (southern platyfish)
Lineage: Eukaryota; Metazoa; Chordata; Actinopteri; Cyprinodontiformes; Poeciliidae
Product: solute carrier family 43 member 3-like
Exons: 12
Coding region: 347-1993 (548 amino acids)
Biological process (GO): transmembrane transport
Molecular function (GO): transmembrane transporter activity
Source: RefSeq, a predicted model, not a curated record
GCAGGUUUCCGUGUGUUUGCAAUGCAAAAUGGUUACUUCUGCAUAUAUCUGUGAUAUUAACUGUUAGUUUUUGUCACUGAAAUGUGUGUUUCUGCAGCAUUCCCUGCAGGCUCACAGCAGAUAUUUUCUGUUCUAUCUUAUAAUAUUGCUUUAAAACGUUAGCUCUGCUGUGCUUCUUCAUCAUCUGUGUCAUAAACUUGUUCAAACCUUUAUUCUCUUUAAGGAAACCAGCAAAGUAAAGACAUUUUCUCUUCUCUUGGUUGUUAGGAGGCAGGUGCAGAAACUAAAAUUGCUUGUGUGAAAGAGUUUGUUUGUUGUUGCUGCUGAUAGUUGUAUCUGAGUGAGCAUGCAGGUGUUGGAGAACAAGUUGUCGGUGCGACGCUGCCUCACCUUCGUUACGGGCCUGGUGGAGUGUCUGUGCUUCGCCGGGGUCGUGUUCGGAUGGGCUUCUCUUGUUUUUGUCCUCAAGGAGGACGGCUACUUCAGUUCUCUGUGCUUUAACACAACAGGAGUCAAUGACACUCAGAAAUUAGACUGCAGUGCACAAGAUGAGCAGUUUUCACUUAUUUUCACCAUCACCUCUUUUAUAAACAACUUUUUCGCGCUGCCCAACGGCUUCCUUUUUGAUCACUUUGGUACCACAGUGGCUCGACUCUUGGCAAUAUUUCUUUACACCACUGGCUCCCUGAUGGUGGCGCUCUCUUCGCCGGCUCUGUCUUUCCUGCUCUUCCUAGCUCUCCCCCUUUUGGCUAUCGGAGGCAUUUUAUUUCUGAUCACAAACAUGCAGACAGACCACCAGUCGCCUCAGGAGGAAUUGAUGCUUAGUGAAAGAUGGCAUUGUGUGUCGUCUCCUAAUCGUAUCCCUAAGUUCAACUCUUCAAAAUGCAGUUCAGUUUCCUUUGAGUUCAAGUUUUAUCAUGUACAAAAGCUUCAAUAUGAUAUUGAUCUGUUUUGCCUCCUGAAGAUUGGAAACCUGUUUGACUCACGUCGCUCUACCAUAAUCAAUCUUUAUAAUGGAGCUUUUGAUUCUUCCUCAGCACUCUUCCUCAUCAUUAAGUUGUUACAUGAGUCUGGCGUCUCUCUCCGCACUUCCUUCCUCUUUCUGUCGGCCUGCAGCGUCGUCCACAUCCUCAGGACGUUCUUCCUGCUGCCCAGAACCUUCAUUCCUCACCCACUGCCUGAUCGCUACGCGUACGGGGUUUCUUGUGGUCCAUUAGAGACUAUGAGCAGUGAGGUGACUGCAAACAGCUGUGCACUUACAGGAGCAGAGGACACACCGUUUACAAAGGACGUCCCUCUAAAACAAGAGAAGACUUUCCGAGAGUGUUUGCUGUCCAGGUUCUUUGUGGGCCACCUGCUCUGGCUGUCGGUGAUGCAGCUCAGGCACUUCCUGUUCAUCGGGACCCUCAACCCCAUGCUGCUCAGGCUGACAGACGGAGAUUCCUCUCUGGUGAGCCAGUACACCAACGCCUUUGCUUUCACCCAGCUGUGCGCUGUGCUGUGCGCUCCCUGGAACGGCCUCAUCAUGGACAGACACAGGGGGAAACCUCGGGCUGCCGGAGAGACUGUGCAUGAGGCCGACCUGCGGGCGUCUGUGCUUUCUUUAUUCCUGACUGCGCUGCAGUGCGUCUUGUUCUCUCUGUGUGCCUCCAUCCCCUCCCUGCCGCUUCAGUACCUCACCUUCAUCCUGCAGGUGCUGAACCGCUCCUUCCUCUACGGCGGCAUCGCAGCCUUCAUCAGCGUGGCGUUUCCAUCGUGUCACUUCGGGAAGCUGUAUGGUCUUGGUACGUCGCUGGCUGCGUUGUUUUGUCUGCUGCAGUAUCCCUGCUUUGCUCUGGUGAACGGAGCUCUGGGUGGAGAUCCUUUAUACGUGAACAUUAGCCUGACGCUGCUCAGCUUGCUGCCCUUCGUACAUCCCCUCUCUGUUUACCUCCACUGUCGAAAACUCGCCUCUCUGAGAGACAAGAGGGAAACCACAGCUUUCUCCUCUUGAAGCCCACUGACUGAUGGGACAAUGUUCCCCACAUGAAUGACUGUGCCAUUGUACCAGUUGUGACAAACAGAUUCACUGUGCUGGGUUUGAAAAUAUAUUACGGGCAUAAGCUUUAAUUAAAUGUUAACCCAACUGUUUAUCUAGCAGAUUUUAUAUACUGAAUUUCUCUCAAGUAAGAAAUGAACACUUAUUAUGGGUUGUCCUUGAAAUGUUACAGACCGGAUGAGGCUUAUUUACCAGAUAAUUUCAUAACAAUCAUAGUGGCUUGCCUAAAAUUUUACAGUUUAGCCGCCCUGUUGAUGAAAGGGAGUCUGUAACUCAGCAACACACACAUCUUGUUUCUCCUGUCUAACCCAAAGAUCACAUGAGCAUAAAUCUAAAUACUGCAGAGGUGUUAAAGUUGCCAGAUCUGUCUCACAUCAGAACAGGCCCAUUUACAGAUCCAACUGUGAUUUUAAAAAAUAAACAAAUAAUUGUUUUCGGUCAGGAAGGUUGAACUUUUAUGUUCUGGGUAUGCCCCUAGUUUCUCUGCCCAGUUGAAAUAUUAAAAAAACAUCUGGUGGUGUCCAUAAUGUGUCCUGCUUGAGCAAAUACCAACCAUCCUGCUGUGCAGUUUCAGAAUAUGGAAACACUUUUAGGAGACCUUUCAAAGAUUCAAAGAAGGCUGGGUAAUGAACAAGUCAAAACUUUUGUCUGGAGUCUGAAUCUGCAGAAAGGCGACUGCUUCAACUAGUGGGCUGUAAAAAUCCACAAACCUACUUGACCCCUCUCCGUGGGUCAAUACCUGAGAAACACCAGAUACUCUCCAGAGACUAAGUCGAGAGUUCAACUUCAGUGUGGAGUUUAGUCAGGCUGUAGUUGGUAAUGCUCAAGGUAAUAAUGAGGCAUGGCUUGACUCCCAGUUUCAGAAUCACAUUGUGCCAAACUUUCCGCCCUGCAGACGGUGGACCCAGAUGAAAAAACAACCUGUAUCUUGUUGGAAAGGGCCUGUCGAUCACCAAGCUAUGCAUACUGCUCAACCACAUUUAUCAUCUUCUAAUCCUUUUAAUUUGUUUCAUGGUUUCACCUCACAUACUGGAGCUCUUACGUGGCGCAAAACAAAAGUUGAUUAUAUGAUGUUAACAUGAUUUUCUUGAGACCUUGUUUUUUCUUUCAUCUAAUAAAUUUUU